Molecule: messenger RNA, 4444 nt
Organism: Sceloporus undulatus (fence lizard)
Lineage: Eukaryota; Metazoa; Chordata; Lepidosauria; Squamata; Phrynosomatidae
Gene: VWA3B
Product: von Willebrand factor A domain containing 3B
Exons: 29
Coding region: 29-4375 (1448 amino acids)
Source: RefSeq, a predicted model, not a curated record
ACCCUGGGCUCUGUGGCGUCACAAUGGCAUGGAAGCCCCUGUCUGGGGGUCGAAGCAGGUGAGGAGGAGGGGCGCCGGCAGGGGGCGCGCGGGAGCCACUGCUGCUGCCCCGGGGCUUUGCAGGGAGGCUGCCCAGCUUCAGGGAAGAGGGCCAGCUCUGGCCAGGCAGCUCCCCAGCUGGGCCCUCUUUGCACUCCAGCCCCCUUGGCUUUGCUGGCAUCUAGCCAAGCUGCUGAGCACCUUCUUCCUUCUAACAGCAAAAAUGAGAGAACAUAAAAGGAAGCAAAAAAUCAACGUGGUCAGAAUGACUGGUAACACGGGUAAACAGGUUGCUUGGUGUGAACAACUUAUUUUGGGUGGAAAGCCUAAAAAAGACCGUGAGAAAUCUAAAAAAGACCACGAGAGGAACUUGGAAAAAAAGGACAGAAGGGAUCAUGGUAUUCAGUGGGACUUGGAUGUGCAGCCUCUUAUCUCCUCUGCUAAAUGGCUUCAGCUCCAUGGGCUCAAGAGGAACAAGUUGACCUUUUCUCAGAUUUUAUCCCAGAUUGGAUUUCAGCAAAAAGAAGAUUAUGUAUCUAUAUUGAGGAAACUUGUGGCUUCACGGUAUGCAAAUGGACUGUAUUACCAAUUCAGGACCGGACCGGAUGGAAAGCUGUAUAAACUGACAGCCAACAAAGACCUGCUCAUUCAUUUUGUGGAUUGUCUUACUGGAGCUAUUGAACUGUAUAAACAAAGAAUGGAGUGGUUAACCACUGAAAGCCGGCAAAUAUUUGGGGUGAUUGAAGAACAGAGCAUUACCAUUGUUCUGGAUUUUGGUGUUGCUUCUAAAGCUGAGUUUGAUCUGUGUCGAGAAGCACUUUCGAUGGUCAUCAAACAGCAGGUGGCUCAAAUAGCCAAAUUUAACCUCAUUCGAGGAGCUCAGGAUCCUGUGAAGUGGCAGGAGAGAGUGAUUCCUGUGACAGAGGAGACCAUAGAAGCUGCCAUUGAAUGGCUCUGGAUGAUGGAGCAUGUGCCAGCUGUUUGCCACACUGGCCCCACAGAAGCUCUCUUGGAGGCAUUGUUUGAUGAAAUGACAGAAGCUAUAUACUAUUUUGUUGUGGGUGAUAUGCCGGAGUGCAUGAAGCAUUUGCUUAUGCAGAAGAUAUCACGGAGCCCAUGCCCAGUCCAUACUGUAUCUUUCAAUGCUAGAGAGGAAGAAACAAUCACUUUCUUAAAGGAGCUGAGCCAACUGACCACUGGCAGGUUCCAUGCAUUUGCAGAAAGAACGGACUACAUGGUUGUGAUGGAAACUUCAGUGACUGAUGAAGAUGAAAAAUGUGUAUCUGUCCAGAAUUCAAGAAAGCUCAAAGGGAGUCUGCCUCUAGGGACAGGUGUCAGAGAAGAUGUAUACCUGAUCUGGAAAGAGCUAGAUGAAGCAAGGAACACAUUGAUCCAAAUUCAGAGGAUUCUGAUAGAGUAUGAGCAGUCUGAAUCGGUUCCAGUCCCCCAAACUGAUAGUUCAGUACAUGAUGCCAAGGAUUAUGUGAAUUCCAAGGAGUGGCUUCAGAAGAAUGGUUUGAAAGCACAGAAGCUGACCAUCUCCAAAGCAUUUGCUGAUUGUGCAUUUCGUCAUGCAGAUGGGAUUGUUGACAUAAAAACCAAGCCACAAGAUGAAUCUUUCCAGACUGAUGCUGAGACCAAUAAGAAGAUAAUCCAUGCAAAAUACUGUGACAAAUUUCUACAUACAGUCUUGGAAGAUGGGUCUAUAAUUCACAUAUAUUUGAAUAAUGAACGGUGCCAGCAGUACGAAGAGCAAAUGAAGAGCGCUCUCAGUCGAAUUGAAGGAAGGCUUCAGGAACUGAAGAAAGGGAGCCGAGCAUUGUUUGGGGACAUUACAGAGGAUCGUAUCUAUAUUCUCAUUGAUACAUCUCAGUCAAUGCAGGAGAAACUGCCAGUAGUGAAACAGAAACUGUUUCAGCUCAUGUGGGAGCAACUACAGAAUAAAAGAAAGUUUAACCUUGUUAAAUUUGAUGUUGAGGCAGUAGCUUGGAAAGAAAAACUGGCUGAUGUUAAUGAACAUAAUCUGGAGGAUGCUUUAAUUUGGGUGGAAGAACUGCAGGUUGGAGGUUCUACAAAUACACUACAAGCGCUUCUGAUUGCCUUUUCUGAUAGUGACACCCAAGCCAUUUACCUUCUUACUGAUGGGAGACCUGACCAGCCCCCCAAUACAAUUUUAGCCCAACUCAAACUUCAGCGGAACAUUCCAAUUCACACCAUUUCUUUUAACUGUGAUGAUACUGGAGCUAAUAAAUUCCUACAUGAGCUGGCUAGUAAGACAGGUGGACGGUUUCAUUACUACCAUAUUCGUUUGAGGGACCCUGAUGCUCCAAGACCUUUUGAGUGUGAAGAUAUAUAUCUGCUUAAAAAAGAGAUUGAACAAGGAGAAAGGGAACUGAAGAAAAUACAAGCCUUUCACACUGACAAUGUAUUGAUGGAUUUGUUUAAUGGAGCAAAAGAUCUUCACGAUAAACAUCGCAGACAACAUUUCACUGUAACCCCACAAGUUGAGGGAAUGAAUCCCCCAGAUAGGCCACAUUGUGCCUUUGAAGAGCCUGCUUCACCUUCACCACAGCCAGGUACGGAUGGAUGUCAGGCACGCUCUGAGAGUGCAAGCAGAAAGAAGAAAGCUUUACAUGCAGAGCAAACAAAGAGUAGCAUACUUAGAAGUCAACGCUAUGUAGCAAAACCUUCUGAACAAAAUCAAAAUGGAAGGGUUUCUCCUGAAAGAAAAGAGCAGAAGACACCAAAAAUGGACAGAAAGAUAGAUAAAGACCCUUUAGAUAUCUCUUCAGCUCAGUGGCUAAAGAAUCAUGGCUUAGUUGCUAGGAGACUCACCAUAAUGGAUGCCUUAGCACCAACAGCUGUUCCGCGCACAACUAAAUACAUUCCCGUUCUAGACAAACAUGUAGUUUCAAAAGUAUUUGAUGAUGUUCUCCCAUUUGCCCAUGUGAGCAGUGAUAAGAAAUUUGUCACACUGAUUAAUCCUCAGGCAGUGGAUCUGGAUGCUUACAAGAAGAGGGUGGAAGAAGCAAUAAAAAUCUAUGAAAGGCGCCUUGAUCAAAUUGUUUGGAGAGUGUUACCACAAGAAGAAAAAGAGAAGUUUGAACAGGAUGAGCCAGUGUCAUACGUGGAUCGUAAAGAAUCUUUGCUAGAAGCCUUAGCAAAUGCAGGUUGGCCCAUUGCCUAUGAAGAUGUGAUGUUGUUGGAAGAUGAGAUUUUGACAGGAUUAACAUAUAUACAUCAGGCCACUGAACUUCAAGAAGCUUCAAAAGAGGAGCCUCAGAGAAUUGGCCCACUUCGGAUCUGUCCACCUAAAGAGGCAAGGAAACAACAGAAAGGAAAAAUGAUCGAUGCUCUCAAACACCGAAAAGUCAUUGCAAGAUCAGAAAGCACAGGAUUUUACUAUCCAGGGACAGUAAUAAGAAGUAUCACUCCUUUUUAUGCACUUGUUGAUUUUGCUCAUGGGCACACUGAAAUUGUACCACUGAAGUUCAUUAUGCCUGUGGGUGGUGCAAUGCCUUGUCCUUACUUACAGGUUGGAGACUAUGUAUUUGUCAGAAUUAGGAAAACUUUGGGAGAAGAGUAUUAUGUACCUGGUGUUGUUAUAGCAACACCCCAAAAAACUGCGGCAGAUGAUAAACUCUAUACAGUUUUGAAAUACAACAAGAGAAAGGAACACUGUGUACGAAAUGGGCUUAUUAAAAUCAGUUAUAGAAGAUAUACCUGCUCCUGCUGCUACAUAAACAUGACCCGGAUGAUGGAUUACCUCAUACCAAACAUAAGGGUUGUGAAGCAUUUCCACAGACCAAUCUCAUCUGAAGAGAGAACGAAGAAAACAAUUGCAGUAGGAGGGGAUUAUAAGAAGAGGAACAGAAAAGGAAGAGCUACAGUCAAGAACGAAUGCCUCAAAGCAUGGGCCUCAUCUGACUCUGAUGAGAUGUUGUUUGUUCCUAGUAGGACAAUGAAGCGGAGAGAACAUAGUUCAUCACCACCUCCUCCUGCCAAAGAUGAAAGUUCAGAACCUGGUUUUCGUGGCUCUCCGUGCCAUAAUUCUCUGAGAGGUAGAAAGCAGAGGCUGUCUUCAAAUGCUUUUGAACAAAGGCUCCCAAAGAGUCUUCGUUGCUCUCGCUGCCCUUCUGCGCGCCAGAAGAGUGUCCCUCAGCUUGUUAGCAAAACUUUCAGCAGCAGCAGCAGUAACAACAGCAGAAGCAGCAGCAGUAGCAGCAGCAGUAGCAAGGUUUCCCUUUCCAGCAUUGAGAAGGUGGAAGAGCUGGCAAGGCGGCUUCAGCAGUACCACAUCGCUAAAAGGAAAGGCCAUCUCACCAAUUGCAAAUAAGGAACAGGUCAGGACAGUAGGGGAACUGCAGGGAAUGGCUGCUGGUUGCCAAACUGUAUUAUAUGCAUA